Neoarthrinium moseri is the source of this 1506-nucleotide messenger RNA. RefSeq lists its product as uncharacterized. Gene Ontology annotation, molecular function: ATP binding; pantothenate kinase activity. The coding region runs from base 1 to 1506 and encodes 501 amino acids. Gene Ontology annotation, cellular component: cytosol; nucleus. Lineage: Eukaryota; Fungi; Ascomycota; Sordariomycetes; Amphisphaeriales; Apiosporaceae. The record is from RefSeq and is a predicted model, not a curated record. Gene Ontology annotation, biological process: coenzyme A biosynthetic process. The transcript has 3 exons.
AUGCCAGACGAGACCUACCAAGCAGACCACCCCGAGGUCACCUCGACAGCGGCGACACCGACCACGGCCACUCCAUUGUCGAUUGCAACCGGCGCACAACAUGACGACUCGACUCUGGAACAGACCAAGGUGCCGCGCAGGCCACGGACCGCGACCAACACGGCCGAGAUAGACAGCACCAUCAUCCACCCCGGCUCGGUGCGCAUCAACGUCAAGGGCGCCUUCAUUGUCGACACCCCCGAGUCCGGGACGCCGAAUGGCAUGUCGCCGUCGCCGCAGGGGAGCAGCUAUUACGAGACCAAGGACAUCAGGCUACCGAAUCACACGGCCGUGGUUAGCCACAUCGCCGUUGAUAUCGGAGGCUCAUUAGCCAAGCUUGUGUAUUUCUCCCGAGAAGCGCAUUCUACCGAACCAGGCGGCCGGCUUAACUUCCUCAGCUUCGAGACGGAUCGGAUAGAGGAUUGUUUCGAGUUCAUGAAGCAUCUCAAGGACAAGCAGUUGGCUCUCAACGGGUCCAGGUCUAGUGAACUGUCCGUCAUGGCCACAGGAGGCGGUGCAUACAAGUUCUACGACAGGAUACGAGAGAGACUAGGUGUAGAUGUCAUGAGGGAGGAUGAGAUGGAGUGUCUCAUCAUUGGCCUUGACUUCUUCAUCACCGAGAUACCCCGAGAAGUUUUUACCUACAGCGAGACGGAUCCGAUGCACUUUGUUGAACCCGAGGAGAACAUCUACCCGUACAUGCUUGUCAACAUUGGCUCCGGCGUGAGCAUGCUCAAGGUCUCAGGUCCCAGGACUUAUGAGCGCGUAGGUGGCACAUCCCUUGGGGGCGGCACGCUCUGGGGUUUGCUCUCCCUACUGACGCCUGCCGAAUCCUUCGACGAGAUGCUCGACAUGGCUGCCCAGGGUGACAACGCCAAGGUUGAUAUGCUCGUUGGUGACAUCUACGGUAUGGAUUACGGGAAGAUCGGGCUCAAGGGCACUGCCAUCGCUAGUUCCUUCGGCAAGGUCUUCCGCAUGAAGCGGGAGGCCGAGAGGGAGGCCGAGGACAGCGGCGGGCUGUCAAAUGGGGACAGCGACCACCACCACUUGUCCUCCAAAAGCGGCGAAUCUGCUGUCACUGAGGCCAUCAAGUCGCGCUUUUCGGCCUCGGACGUAUCGCGCUCGCUGCUGUACGCGGUCAGUAAUAACAUAGGCCAGAUCGCAUAUCUGCAGUCCCAGAUACACGGCCUUUCGCACAUCUACUUCGGCGGGUCCUUCAUCCGCGGCCACCCGCAAACCAUGAACACAUUGAGCUACGCCAUAAAAUUCUGGAGUAAAGGGGAGAAGCAGGCCUACUUCCUGCGGCAUGAGGGCUACUUGGGCAGCGUCGGCGCGUUUUUGAAGAGACAACCGCGGAAUUGGGGCCGCAGAGGGAGCUUUGAAGAGGAGGGUCUCGAGACCAGGAUGAGAGAACGUGUGCGCGCCGAAAGCGCUUCCCAGGAAACAGUAGAUGAGGCUGUGUUAUAG